This is a messenger RNA of Marasmius oreades (fairy-ring Marasmius), 444 nucleotides long. RefSeq lists its product as uncharacterized. The record is from RefSeq and is a predicted model, not a curated record. Bases 1 to 444 code for a protein of 147 amino acids. NCBI's taxonomy places the organism in Eukaryota, Fungi, Basidiomycota, Agaricomycetes, Agaricales, Marasmiaceae. The transcript is spliced from 2 exons.
AUGUGUCCGCCUCUAGAUAAGUUGCGAACCUUGAUUUGGACCGGAGAAGCGUUAUUCAACAAGAGAAAGCUCGGUUGGGGGGAUGCAUUCCAGACUCCAAAAACUAAGAGUAAUCCACUCCUGUGUCUCAUACGCAUAUCGUCGACCUUCGUGAAACUCGAAACUGGAGCUGCUAGUGGGCCGACACAGUUACAGGACCGAGGAACAGACAUCUCUACAUCAGCCAACUUGAAGUUAGGUGGCAACUGGAACCAUUUGGCUCCCGUACCCCUCCCUAUCGCCAAGCGGACCCUCCUCGACACCCUACGCGGUCUCCAUCAUGCUCACACUCCUGACGUCGUUCAUGCAGACAUCGGUAUCGACAACGUGUUCAUUGAUACCGGCUUGACUACUACGCCCGCUAUUGAUGAUACUACGACCCGGAAUUUACGCUUAACAGCCUGA